AUGUCUGAUCUCGAAAGCCUGCGCAAGCGGUGGACUAUCCUAUACUCCCAGACUCUUCCGCAGCUGGCGAAGAGUCGCAGUCCCGUACAAGCAAAAUGGCCCGUAUGUCUUGAUCAUUGCUUUGCCCGCAUCAUCCUAGAUUACGUGGUAGGGCUCGGCGAAAGACAGUGGGAUCAGGUCAUAGGCAAACCCGCCAUAAGGAAUAUGAGCCAACAGCAACUGCAUGAUGCGAUUACCUUGGGCAACCAAAUCACAUCAGGCGAAGCUGACCUCUGUUAUCUUGAUGAGAUAAGUUUGCAGUGUAGGGGGAAGCACAAGGACAAACAUAACGGUACUGUGAAGAGCAACUCUCAUGUUCAAGUGGCACAAGCACCUGCCGGGGAAGGAAGUAAGAAGAGAACGAUAACAGAUGCGACCGAAGGCACUGAAAGUGUUUCCGACAAAAGAGCGAGGCUUGAGAAAGGGCAAUCCACAUUGCACUUUGUCGCAAAUGCACGGCCAGCAGUGGCGACAAGCCAACCAUCCUCUGUCAGCCAUGAGCUGAAGCAGAUGGUCCACAGCAUUCGUUCGCAUCCUUCACUCACUCCGUAUCGAAAGAAGCUGUACCUUACGCUGUUAUCGGUGCCUGAAGGUCGAUACACAACUUAUGCAGCCAUGUCAGACUACCUCAACUCCUCUGCCCGGGCUGUGGGCAGUGGAAUGCGCAACAAUCCCUUCGCUCCCGAGGUGCCCUGCCAUCGGGUUCUCGCAGCCAAUGGUACGAUAGGCGGCUUCCACGGUGACUGGGGGAAGGAUGGAAAGUUUGCUGAUAGGAAGGUUGAACUCCUUCGAAGUGAAGGCGUCAGGUUUGACGGGCAUGGAAAGGUCGUUGGCGAACCAUUUCGACUUUUCCAUUCCUUCGGACAAAUCGAAUGA
This is a messenger RNA of Capronia coronata CBS 617.96, 915 nucleotides long. RefSeq lists its product as uncharacterized. Gene Ontology annotation, biological process: DNA repair. The transcript has a single exon. Lineage: Eukaryota; Fungi; Ascomycota; Eurotiomycetes; Chaetothyriales; Herpotrichiellaceae. Gene Ontology annotation, molecular function: methylated-DNA-[protein]-cysteine S-methyltransferase activity. The record is from RefSeq and is a predicted model, not a curated record. Bases 1 to 915 code for a protein of 304 amino acids.